Molecule: messenger RNA, 2753 nt
Organism: Sceloporus undulatus (fence lizard)
Lineage: Eukaryota; Metazoa; Chordata; Lepidosauria; Squamata; Phrynosomatidae
Gene: D2HGDH
Product: D-2-hydroxyglutarate dehydrogenase
Exons: 10
Coding region: 113-1780 (555 amino acids)
Cellular component (GO): mitochondrion
Molecular function (GO): FAD binding; catalytic activity
Source: RefSeq, a predicted model, not a curated record
GAAAGGACGACGACGUCGACGAGGCACGAGGAGGAGCCAGAGAGAGGGAGGCCCACAACAGAGAGAGAGACACAGGCAAGGAAGGAAGGAAGGCAGCCCUUCAAGGUUAAUCAUGGCUGGUUCCAGCCUUACUCGAUAUUUCUACUUUGGACACCAUGGGACCUUUCCAAGGAUGCAAGUCAGAUGCCAAAGAAAAGCCUUGAGUGUGUGGAUCAAGGCUAGUUCCUCCUGCAAUAUUACAAAGAAAAUAAUAAGGCCAAUGACGACAUCAAUGCUUAUGCCACCUGCCCUCAGUUCCUUGGCCAGGAGAAAUCUCCAUGCUACUCAGCCUCACCUCCAGGAAGUGAUGCUUACCAGUGAGCGAUAUGGGGUUCAGAGAUUGCCCUUUGCCCAUGUGUCUGAUGCUGACUUAGCCUUCUUUGAACGUCUUAUGCCUGGCAGAAUUGUCACAGAUGUAGAUGAACUGAAACCCUUUAAUGUGGAUUGGUUGAAGUCAGUGAGAGGCUGCAGUAAAGUGGUGCUGAAGCCACAGACAACGUUGGAAGUAUCUGAGAUACUCAGGUACUGCAGUGAGAGGAACCUAGCUGUGAAUCCCCAGGGGGGUAACACUGGCCUCGUUGGGGGCAGCGUCCCUGUCUUCGAUGAGAUUAUUCUCUCAACAGCUCUUUUGAAUCAGGUUAUCAGCUUCGACAAUGUUUCAGGGAUCUUGGUUUGUCAGGCUGGCUGCAUUUUAGAAAACCUCAACAAGUAUCUGGAGGAGUUGGACUUCAUCAUGCCACUUGACCUAGGAGCAAAGGGCAGUUGCCACAUUGGAGGAAAUGUAGCAACAAAUGCUGGUGGUUUGCGACUCCUGAGGUAUGGCUCUCUCCGGGGGACAGUACUAGGACUAGAAGUGGUGCUGGCAGAUGGUUCCCUUCUGAAUUGUUUGACAUCUUUGCGGAAAGACAAUACUGGCUAUGACUUGAAACAGCUUUUCAUUGGAUCAGAGGGCACAUUGGGGAUCAUUACUGCUGUGUCUAUCCUCUGCCCAAGGAAACCCAAGGCUGUGAAUCUUGCAUUUCUUGGUUGUUCAGGUUUCUCUCAGGUCCUGCAGACCUUUACCACCUGCAAGGGUAUGCUAGGUGAGAUCCUGUCUGCCUAUGAAUUCAUGGAUAGUGAAUGUAUGAAGCUAGUGGAGAGACACCUGAAAUUGGCCAACCCAGUCACAGAAAGCCCUUUCUAUGUUUUAAUUGAGACUUCAGGCUCCAAUUCAGCCCAUGAUGAAGAAAAACUGAGCCACUUCCUGGAACAAGUCAUGGCUUCUGAUUUAGUCAUAGAGGGAACUCUGGCUUCUGAUGAUAAAAAGAUAAAGGCACUUUGGGCUUUACGGGAACGGAUCACAGAGGCCCUGACAUGUGAUGGAUUUGUUUACAAAUAUGACAUUUCACUCCCUGUGGAAAGACUCUAUGAUCUUGUGACUGACAUGCAGAGACGGCUGGGCAGAAGUGCCAAGAAUGUGGUGGGCUAUGGCCAUCUAGGAGAUGGAAAUUUGCAUCUGAACAUCACAGCAGAGACUUACAGUCAUUCUCUCCUAGAUGCCAUUGAACCAUAUGUGUAUGAAUGGACUUCCAGGUAUCGUGGAAGUAUCAGUGCUGAACAUGGCCUGGGGUUCAAGAAGAAGCAUUAUAUCCAUUACAGUAAGCCUCAGGAGGCUGUCCUUCUCAUGCAGCAGUUUAAGGCCAUGCUGGAUCCCAAAGGAAUUCUAAACCCGUACAAGAUGUUACCAGCCAAAACCACUUGAUUUUAUCUCUGCCUGAGGAUAGAAACAUCUGAAGCUUCCCAUGUGGAGAUUGUCUAGCUUAUAUAUAGGUUUAUAGGUUAUAACUGUCUAUAAACAAAUUGUGAAACCACAUUUAGAAAUGGAGAUAUGGAUUUCCACUCCCUCGAGUUAAGAAAAUUGAAUUCUCUUCUUAUUGUCUAUCACCUGCUCUAAAUUGCUGGGAAAGGAAAGAGAAUUUGUAGCCUUAGUCAGUCAAUUUUCUUAGUGUUUUUCCUUCAAGGGGUCAGAUCGGUCAGGUGGGGAAUCUGUGGUCCUCCAGAUGUUUUAAUGCAUUUGGUCCACUAAAUGCUACAGUCAAGAAUGGUGUGAGUUGUAGUGUUGUGAUGUUCAUCACCCCUGCUACAGGACUGGAAGUUGAUAGACUGAUCCAAAAAUGUGUGUGUGUGAUAGCAAAUAUUUACUGAAGUUACAAUAGCUUCUGCCUUUUUUCAUGACCUCACAUAUCCAAAAAUCCAGCCAGUGCCCAAUAGUAUUGUUCAAGUUUCUUGAAAAAGGGAAAUGACUGUUUAUUCUAUGCUUUGAACUGAUGAAAGAAAAUAAAACAUCUAAGCAAAAUAUUAUGCAUGAGAAAAAUAUGAACAUAACCUGCAUUGUUACACAUUGUCCAUACCUAGUUUCUGCCUCAUGCUUUCCAGGAAAUGCCAUUAGAAAAUAAAAUCUCAUUUCCAUUACACCAGAGGUGGACAAAAUGCUGGCCACAUGCAGCUUCUCCUAGCAAUUUUUGUGACCUCCUGGGAUCUCCCAGAGGUCAAACCUUUUGCCCCCAAAUGCCCUCUGAGGGCAUAUGGUACACAGUGCUUUAAAGCAAUCCUGUGUUGUUUUUUUAAAAUGGUAAGUGGCUAAGAUUGGUCUGGUUUCUGUGUCAUCAAAGGGUGUUUCUGGAGUUCUUCUAUUUGGAGUUUAAUAAACUUUUGAAAUAUUUCUUUAAAACAAA